UAUUUGCAGCAGCAGGAAGAAAAGGCUGGGCUGGGCAAGAAAUGGAAGAACUUAUUUAUACAAAGGCCAGUUCUUUGCUUUUUUUCUAAUGCUAUUUAAAAUAAACGGAUGCUUUUAGAACAAGAAGUUCUGUAGAAUGUUUACAAGUUUAUUUGUUUUUAGUGCCAAUCUUUUAUUUCCGCGUACUUCGCCUGGAGUUAGGAGGACGGGCGAGAGGAGCAGCGCUUCCCAAACUUCUGGUUUUCAUUUCUCCUGGUCAUUUCUCCUGUCACAAGAUGAUUGAAACGUUGGCAGCAAGUGAGACUCUGGAAUUGCUGCGGCAGCUGAGUGUGUUACUGGAUCAAGAGUUAAGAUGUCAGCCAAAGUUAUCUGGCCUGAGAGUAAUUGAAUCUGCUCACGAUAAUGGGCUCCGGAUGACGGCAAGGUUGCGAGACUUUGAAGUGAAGGACCUGCUUAGUUUAAUUCAGUUCUUUGGCUUUGGUACAGAGACGUUUUCUCUUGCAGUGAACUACUUAGACAGGUUUCUGUCAAAAAUGAAGGUACAGCCAAAACACUUGGGCUGUGUUGGGCUAAGCUGCUUCUACCUAGCUGUGAAAGCGACAGAAGAAGAGAGGAAUGUUCCAUUAGCCACCGACUUAAUUAGAAUAAGCCAGUACCGAUUCACAGUUUCCGACUUGAUGAGAAUGGAGGAGAUUAUUCUGGAGAAGCUGUGUGGUAAAGUGAAAGCAACGACUGCCUUCCAGUUUCUGCAACUUUAUCACUCGGUCCUACACGGCAGCCUAACCUAUGAAAGGAAGAAACAUCUUAAUUUUGAGAGACUUGAAGCCCAGCUCAAGGCAUGUCACUGCAGGAUUGUUCUUUCGCCAUCUGUCUUGGCUCUCUCAAUAUUGGUCCUGGAAGCUGAAGAAGAAAAACUGCCAGAAUUGGAGGCCACCAUAGAACACCUUCAAAUACAUUCCAAGAUAAAUGGCAGAGAGCUGUCUUUUUGGAAAGAGCUUGUGUCAAAGUGCCUUUUGGAAUACUCCUCAAGCAAGUGCUCCAAACCAAAUGUUCAGAAGCUGAAAUGGAUUGUGUCCGGCCGCACGGCACGGCAGCUAAAGCACAGUUACUACAGAAUCGCCCAUCUUCCCACCAUCCCAGAAAGUGGUUUCCUAAAAGAGAAUCCAUAAGAGAAGAUGGGAGUGCAGAUUUGGCUAGGAUCUCCUUUUGUACUGGAGCAGAGAAUCAGCUGGAUAUAUCUUGAACCCUGCUGAAAACCAAUAUCCAUGCUCAUUUUAAAAUGUCGCUACCCGUUAUAUCAGUACUGUUCGUUUUUAACCCCUGAUGAUGAAGAAUGAAGAUACUCUUACAGAAUGAUCCCUGAGCCUAAAGCAUAGAUAGACCUAUGGCAGCUAUUCAAGUGUUUCAUUCUGACUUCUGGAGGAAAGUGAAAUUCAUUCUACCAUUAGUGUUUGAUCGUACACAUUUCUACACAGACUUUUUAACAUGUUCAGACCACGUUUAAGCAAGUGAAACUUUAAUGUCCCAACUGAAUCCAGGAUUCUGAAACUUCUUGAAAUAAUGAUGCACUUUAAAAGUACGGAACUGGAUUAUAUGUCUGUGCCAAGACUAAAUCAGAUGGGUAUUGCAAGUGUUUGAGUUAAACUAUGAUGUUUUUAGUGUGUUCUAAGCACCAGGGUAUUAGAAGUAAAGUAUAUGUGACUAGCACCACUUCACUGCACAAGUGUAAAUGCUGCUUAAUGUCUGCUUUUUUAAAAAACACAGUUUGAAACUUUACAAUGUUCACUGACACUUAAGCUGAGGUAAGAAUGUAGGUCAAGCAUUGGGACAUUAGCACUACCUAAAAAUAGAAAGGCUGUCUGAGACGCUUCGUCCAAAGUCUGUACUGAGUUAAACAGUUUAAAAAUGUGUGGAAGUAGGAAGUGUGAAAGGCAGUCCUUGGGUACAUCUUGGGGAACAUGAUAGUGACUGGUUAAAACAUGUGAGGUGUGGAUUGCAGUAGAACAUUGCGUUAGGUUGGUUUUAUAAACCUCAUACAUAAGCUUGUUUUAUUUUAAGCUGGAAAGUGUUUCUGGAAGAAGAUUGCAUAAUGUGGCAAUGACUGGGUUUUACCAGAAAAGGUCCCCUUGAUGCCAGUGUGAGCCAGUUAGGUCUAGAUACCACCGAUGAGUAUUGGAAAGUUUAAAUGGACAGCUGAGGUGGGGAAGAAAACAUGAGCUAACUUUUUAGCAUCGUGGCCACUUGAAUGCGGAUAUAGCAGCCUUGGGAGUGAUGAUUUGGGAGCACAGUAUGAAGGAAAGUAAUGCUUAGUGCAGUUUUGCCAUAAGGCUGUGAAUGAUGUACUGAAACCCUGUGCCACUGUACAUCAGAAGUAGCUUUCCUACCUUGGCUGAAUCAUCACCUCUACAUUACUUACUCUGAAUGGCAUCCACUUCUAGUCUAGGUGUCUUCCAGCUGUUAACUGGGUUCGUAACUUAUUCUGUAGCUGUAUUAAUGAAUGUAGCCGCCUGUCUAAAUACGUAUAUGGUCAUUUCUACCUGUGUUGAAGCUGCUGGCCUAAAACUCUUUGUGAUAAAGUAUUCUAGAGCUUCAAUACCAACUUCUACCUCAAUACAAGCUACUCAAAAUGAAGUGAUAGAAUGUUUCCUUAAACCAUUGGUUUCCGAGUGACCAUACCAUGAAACUUACUGAUGCAUUGAUAUCUCCUAACAUGUGCCUUUUGCCAUCUGGAUAUAGAGGUGGGUGGAGAGAGAAUUUAGAAAUCUAUUCUGUGUGAGUCAGGGAAUGCUGCAACUAGUUAACAAGUGCCAUUAUGCCUUGUAAGAAACAGUGUGCCUUUCAAUAAAGCAUAUUGAAAUGGAA
Molecule: messenger RNA, 2862 nt
Organism: Zootoca vivipara (common lizard)
Lineage: Eukaryota; Metazoa; Chordata; Lepidosauria; Squamata; Lacertidae
Source: RefSeq, a predicted model, not a curated record